CGCUUGAACAGUGGAAGGCUCCUUUUGCGAUACGUAUAGACGUCGGCCAAAGCAGCAAGAAUACCCGCCACGGCCAGCUCCGCUUGCCGUCUGCUUGGCACCGGUCACGAUCAUAGUAUAUCGGGGUAGAUUUCCCGCAUGCAUUUGGUGAUCGCGCUACAUUUGCCGGCAAAGCCUUUAACCACUGCGUACUGGUAGUCAUCUCGCAUGAUGCGCGGAUAAUCCAUCACACCAACAUCACGCCACGACCCGACGAUCACGAUACUCCACAGAAACCUUGGCGACAACGCGGAAGACGGUUAGCGAUAGCAUUACAUAUAGGCUAUGGAACCCUCUCGCCCCGAUGCCUUGCAAGGCGCGAAGGAAUCAACACUGCAACAAACUUUAUCAUCUGAAAUCAACUCCCGUCCCGCAUCAAGAUUGGCUUUGGACGAUCUAUCAGCACCACCAGCCUAUCACAUGGUUGUAGACUCUGAAAUGUCAACAUCUACCGCAACCAGUCCGUAUAUGCAUGACGAAGAGGAAUAUGACCGGGAACACGACGGUGACCACACGCCUGAGAUUGUGAUUAACGCUGCGACACAAAUCAGAGGACAUGGCAACAUCAUCUCGAUAGCGCAGAUGGACAGCGUGCGAAUCGCAAACCUCAUCACCAGCGUGCUCAACUGCGACGAACUAGACGAGGCCACACGACCGCUGACGCCUCCAAGUCCUCCAUCGCUAGCAACAGCACCGCCAGAGCGGACGUCCAAGACGCAGGUUCGAGGGAUAAAGCGGUAUCCUAACAUCAACAUUACCGUCAAUUGCGGCGCAACCGUCAUCGGAGACCGAAACAUUGUCGGACCAGGCCUAGGCGACAUUGCGCGGCAGAUGCAAAUGGCACAGCGGAACCAGGCAGCGCUACUUGCCCAGCAACAACAACGACAACAAGCUGCGGCUGCGGCUGCAGCAAUGGGCACUCCGGGACAAAGCAAAAUGGCGUCGCCGCCGCUACAGCAGCGAAGUAGUAAUUCGUUUUUCCCGUCUCAACCGCCUUUCUCAAGUGCACAUUACGCUACUGCUGUGCACAACCCGCCCGGGUCGCAUGGAGUUGCGACGCCGCCGAUGAGCCGGAGCUCGAGUCUGCAUAGCGAUAGGGAGGCGCGGAAAAGGAAGGCUGCAGAUAUGGGCGAAUCGGUGGCUGGAAUUGCCAUCAAGAAACAGCGUGAUUGAUUUUUUUUCUCUUUCUUUCUUUCUGUCUUGAAUGAUGGGUUGAUUAGAAGGGGGAGCGAUAAGGCGCAUUGGGUAUGUGGGCAGGCUAUUUGUUUUGCUUGACUACUUCGUUUCUUGGUGGACUUUUUUUUCUAUGCUGUAAUAUAUCUUGACGACUAAGGGGGAUUAUGUCUGGCAUGGUAUGUUUCUGGGUGGUGUUGGGGCGAAGUAGGCAAAAGUGUGUUGUAUGCUAUCUUAUCAGCAAGGCGGUGGAUUGGCCAUGUGUGUAUGGACAUGUCAUAUGUUAGUAGAGAGAUGGGACGCCGGCGCAGCAGUCUCGGCAUCCUACAUAC
Molecule: messenger RNA, 1544 nt
Organism: Exserohilum turcica Et28A
Lineage: Eukaryota; Fungi; Ascomycota; Dothideomycetes; Pleosporales; Pleosporaceae
Exons: 2
Coding region: 325-1212 (295 amino acids)
Source: RefSeq, a predicted model, not a curated record